This is a messenger RNA of Pyricularia pennisetigena, 1101 nucleotides long. RefSeq lists its product as uncharacterized. The record is from RefSeq and is a predicted model, not a curated record. NCBI's taxonomy places the organism in Eukaryota, Fungi, Ascomycota, Sordariomycetes, Magnaporthales, Pyriculariaceae. The coding region runs from base 1 to 1101 and encodes 366 amino acids. The transcript is spliced from 4 exons.
AUGACCAGCUGCGCGUAUACCAACUACGCCGUCUUCUUCCGCCUGGGAGAUGAGGAGAAGUGUCGCGCUGUACAGCUGCUGGGAUCCGGACUGGAGCGUACCCUUGCUCAGACUAGACACCUUUGUGGGACAAUCGAAAAGGAUGUGCAGGGUGGGUACUCGUUCGUUAAGAGACGGGAGUCGAGCGUUCAGGUCGUUAUCCAUAACAUGGACCCAAAUGCCGGCAAUCCAACUCUAGAUGACCUUGAGAAGGGCCAUUUUGGAGGCGAGAGCAUGAAGGAUGUCAAGCUUUGGAGCAUCCCAAGAAUGACAUGGGGCGAGCGACCCGAGGCAGACCCAGAAAACAGACCUGCCGUGUCCGCCUAUCAGAUCAACCUCUGCGUUGGUGGGUUAGUCUUGGUCGUCCAGGCUCAUCACUACGCGUUAGAUGCCAUGGCAUAUAGUGAGAAGAUGGUUGAUAGCCCGCCUGCACCUGAGAGACACCCCGAUCAUCUGGAGCAGCAGGCGGUGCUGCUCCACCUCCCCAAGAGCAAGGCGGCCGAGCUAAAGAGGCUCGCCACGCCUGAGGGUGACAGCCUGGUGUCGACAUAUGAUGCCUCGUGUGCCUAUCUCUGGCGUGUUCUCACUAAAGUAAGGGCUGAUUUGUACAUGCCCUCGCGAGACACGGUGUUGUGGUGGGGUGAGGCUGUCAACCUACGACCGCGGCUACACAGCCGGCCCUUGGCCCAGAGACUGAUGCGCAACGCGCUGAGCUGCGCCUUUUCAGAUACAACCUCUGUUUCCCCAUUAACAGUUGCUGAAGUGGUGGAUAAGGCGCCGCUGAGCAAGCUGGCGUGUUACAUCCGCGCACUGACGGACAGUUGCAACGAGGAGCACGCGGACGUUAGUAGCUUUGAUUUUGGCUUCGGGAAGCCGAUUACCCACCGGCAUUUAUUUGGCGGCUUCUCGACGGCGGGUGCCGUCAUUAUGUACGCGCCCAUCAGGUCCGAGGACCCUAACGAAGGGUGCGUCUUUACAGUAACCAUGGAAAAGGAGCUAGUGGAUAAAAUGAGGGCCAUGCGCGAGUUUUCCAACUUUUUCGAGUAUCGUGGCGUUGAUUAG